AUGUGGGAAGGAGAAGGUGAUACACAGGGGGGAAAGAGUAGAAAUGGAAUGAAUAAAGAGGGGGGAGAGUGUGGGCGUGGGGAAGAGCGGAAACCGGGGAGAAGAAGGGAAAAAGGAGGGAAACAGAAGGCAAAGGGGACACGCAGGGGAGGUGGAAGGCAGGGAAAAGGAUUCGAACCAAAGACAAAGUGGAAAGAGGUUGUGAAGCUGGCGAUAUCACCUUCUGGGCGUUGGUGGAGUUGGGGAAUGAAAGGUGAUCGAGGGGAGGUGCACACCAAGGAGCAUAGGUUCUGGAAUGUCCCAAAAGUGUGGAUCAUCUCAAUAGUUAAUCAAGCUGUAACUUCUUUGAAUGGGUUGAUGAUGAAGGAAGCGAUGGAUUUCGAAUGGAGGGAGCUUCAAAAGAAGAGUGAGAAAGAAGUUGAAUUGUGUAUGAAAAAAGUGAUGCAGAUGCCCCCCUUUCAGCAAUUGUAUGCAGCCUUCCAGCUUGUGUGCAGCCUUCCAGCUUGUGAUGCAGCCUCCAGUGAAGAUCCAGCCUUUGUUAUGCAGAUCCAGGUUGUUGAUGUAGAACCCCCCUUUUGUCCUCGAAGAGGAGUAAAUUGCCUUGAAGAUGUUAACCAGCGGUAUGAGGAGGUGUUGGUGGUGCCGCCAUGGACGGCCAGGAGAUCAACGGCCGAAGGUGCAAGUCCGAGGAAUGGGACUCUGGUGCUUGCUAAGGAGAGAACUCGCCGGCAAGAUUGGUUUAACGGUUUUACCCUUUACAAAGGUGGCUGGAAUAUCAGCAACGCGUAUUAUAUAAAGUCAGUUAUGUCUACUGCGUUUCCUUUUUUCGUUGUGGCUGCAGCCUGGUUCGUGAUUUUUGGAGUUGUUUUACUUAUCGGCUGUGCUUGUUGCUGCUGUUGCAACGGAGGAGAACCAAGCGACUAUUCCAAAAUUGUCCAUUAUUUUUCGUUGUUCUUGCUUAUAAUCAGCACCAUUAUCACAAUAGGUGGAUGUGCUCAGUUGUACUCUGGUCAGGGGAAUAUUGAUGGAAGCACUUCCGAGACACUUGAUUACGUUUUAAAUCAGGCACAAUUCGUGGCUGAAAACCUCAACACCAUAUCAAAUUAUUUCGAUUCGGCUAAGCGCGUUGUGAGGGAGCCUCCUCUGCCACUAGACAUAGAUCUUGGACCGGACCUUGAUGACAUCAAAUUAAAAAUAGACCGUGCUGCUGAUACUCUCUCCAACAAAGUUAGCGCUAACUCAAAGACCAUACGCAAAGCCAUAGAUGUAGUAAGACUGGCUCUCGUUAUCGUUGCUGUUGUUUUGUUCUUUGUUGCAUUUCUCCGGCUCUGUAUGUUUGAAUUUGCCUUAUUCUUUUCUGGACCAUAUGCUAAGUGUUUAUCAGAUUAUAUAGGAUCUCAUUUGGGUUCCUUGGUAGUUAUUGGAUGGAUUCUUGUCACUUGUACCUUGGUACUUUGUGCUGCAUUUAUUUUUGUUCAUAAUGUGACUGGAGAUACAUGUGUUGCGAUGGAUGAAUGGGUUGUGAACCCCACCGCCCACACUGCACUGGAUGACAUUUUUCCAUGCGUGGAGGAAAAAGCUGUUCUGGAAACAUAUUUAAAAAGCAAGAUCCUCACAUAUAAAAUCGUUGAAGCAUUUGACAAAGUCAUUUCCAACUUCACCAACUCAAAUACUCAAUCAGGCCCCCUCGUCCCUCUUCUCUGCAAUCCAUUUAAUUCAGACCUAACAAGUCGCAACUGCUCUUCAGGGGAAGUCACAUUCCAAAACGCCAUCCAGGUUUGGAAAAACUUUACGUGCCAGGUUUCGUCGAGUGAAAAAUGUACGAGUGCAGGUCGUUUGACACACAGCAUUUACACGAAACUGGGAGAUGCAGUGAAUGUGACGUACGGUUUAUUUGAGUAUGGGCCAUUUAUUGCUGACUUAGUUGACUGCAAUUUUGUUCGGAGAACGUUCAAGGACAUUAGCACCCAUUAUUGUCCACCUCUGCGAAGAUAUUGUGAACAGGUUUAUUUGGGAUCAGUUCUGGUUUCUGCAGCAGUAAUGCUCUCUUUGAUAUCUUCGCUCUUCUUUGUCAGAGAGCAGUGGAUGUUUCUUCACAACAAUGGUGUUCUUUAGUCAGACACAGCAGUUGCUAUUUCAGAAAAAAAAAAAAAUUCGUGUGGAACAGAAAUUUU
Vigna umbellata (rice bean) is the source of this 2174-nucleotide messenger RNA. The record is from RefSeq and is a predicted model, not a curated record. NCBI's taxonomy places the organism in Eukaryota, Viridiplantae, Streptophyta, Magnoliopsida, Fabales, Fabaceae.